This is a messenger RNA of Lotus japonicus, 2133 nucleotides long. Its product is annotated as protein NRT1/ PTR FAMILY 8.1-like. Gene Ontology annotation, cellular component: membrane. Gene Ontology annotation, molecular function: transmembrane transporter activity. Gene Ontology annotation, biological process: oligopeptide transport; transmembrane transport. The coding region runs from base 255 to 1967 and encodes 570 amino acids. The record is from RefSeq and is a predicted model, not a curated record. Lineage: Eukaryota; Viridiplantae; Streptophyta; Magnoliopsida; Fabales; Fabaceae. The transcript is spliced from 5 exons.
AACAUAGUUGCAUCCCUUUUCUCACUACAUGUGAGACAAGUCAACAGUCUCAAACAAGGAUUAUAUUUUAAUAUUUCUAAGAUACAACUUAUGUAAGGGCGGACUAUAAAAUACGUCUUUAAUCAAGUACCUAUCUUCUAUCCAUCAAGUGCAUACUCAUCAAUCAUUACAUCUAGCUGGAUUAUGCUUGCAUAAGUUGGCAACUUUAAGUUGCAAGUGAAAAAUUGGCCAGUGUGAUCAAGUUUUGAAUUACAAUGACGGAGGAUGAUAAUUAUACAAAAGAUGGAACUGUAGAUUAUCUUGGAAAUCCAGCCAAUAAAAAACAAACCGGAACCUGGAAGGCCUGUCCUUUUAUUUUAGGGAAUGAAUGUUGUGAGAGAUUGGCUUAUUAUGGGAUGAGCACAAAUCUGGUGCUUUAUUUUAAGAAGCAGCUAAAUCAGCACAGCGCGACUGCUUCUAAGAAUGUUUCUAAUUGGAGUGGAACAUGCUACAUCACACCACUAAUUGGAGCAUUUUUGGCUGAUUCCUAUCUGGGAAGAUAUUGGACAAUUGCAUGUUUUUCAAUAAUCUAUGUUAUUGGAAUGACACUCUUGACAUUGUCUGCAUCAGUUCCUGGCAUAAAACCAACAUGUCAUGGAGAAGAAAACUGCCAUGCUACUGAUGGACAGAGUGCUGUGUGCUUCGUAGCUCUUUACCUGAUAGCGCUCGGCACUGGUGGGAUCAAGCCUUGUGUUUCAUCCUAUGGAGCAGAUCAGUUUGAUGAUGCUGAUGUGGUUGAGAAGGAACACAAGAGUUCUUUCUUCAACUGGUUCUAUUUCUCAAUCAACAUUGGUGCUCUCAUUGCUUCUUCUUUACUGGUCUGGAUUCAAGAUAAUGUGGGUUGGGGAUGGGGCUUUGGGAUCCCAGCAGUGGCUAUGGCUGUUGCAGUGGUGAGUUUCUUUUCGGGAACAAGGUUGUAUCGGAAUCAGAAGCCUGGAGGCAGCCCCCUCACGCGUAUGUGCCAGGUGGUAGUGGCAUCCAUGAGAAAGUGCGGAGUUCAAGCACCUGAUGACAAGUCUCUUUUAUAUGAGAUUGCUGACACAGAGUCUGCUAUCAAAGGAAGCCGCAAGCUUGACCACACAAAUGAGCUAAGUUUUUUUGACAAAGCAGCAGUGGUAGUACAAUCAAGUGAUCAGAAGGACUCAGUAGACCCAUGGAGACUUUGCACUGUAACACAAGUGGAAGAACUAAAAUCCAUUUUAAGAAUGCUUCCUGUAUGGGCCACAGGCAUCAUAUUUGCCACUGUCUAUGGUCAGAUGAGCACCUUAUUUGUGUUGCAGGGACAAACCAUGAACACUCAUGUUGGCAACUCCAACUUCAAAAUCCCACCAGCAGCACUUUCUAUCUUUGACACACUCAGCGUCAUAUUUUGGGUCCCAGUGUACGACUGGAUCAUCGUGCCGAUUGCAAGAAAGUUCAGCGGCCACAAAAACGGCCUAACUCAGCUCCAGAGAAUGGGAAUUGGCCUCUUCAUAUCCAUAUUCGCCAUGGUGGCUGCAGCAAUCUUGGAGGUCAUUAGACUUAGAAUGGUGAGGAGGCACAAUUACUAUGAACUUAAGGAGGUACCCAUGUCAAUAUUUUGGCAGGUUCCUCAGUAUUUCCUUAUAGGUUGUGCAGAAGUGUUCACAUUCAUUGGUCAGUUGGAGUUCUUCUAUGAGCAAGCCCCUGAUGCCAUGAGAAGCCUGAGUUCUGCUCUCUCACUACUAACUGUUUCACUUGGACAGUACUUGAGCUCUCUGCUUGUGACUAUUGUGACAAAGAUCAGUACUAAGAAUGGUGGUUCUGGAUGGAUACCUGAUAAUCUAAAUUAUGGUCAUGUUGAUUAUUUCUUCUGGCUAUUGGCAGUGCUAAGUGUGCUGAAUUUGAUUGUAUACCUUCCGGUGGCUAAGUUGUACACAUAUAAAAGAACAGUGGGAACUCUCCGCUGAAAUGCGGAAGUUUCAAUACACAAGACAUAGGAAGUUUCCUUCACAAGGCUUGUUUUCACGCAUACUGUUUGAUAUGGUCAAUCAUAUCAGCAUAUUGUAAUCUCUGUGUCAGAUCCUUGAACCUUUUCAAAUUGUUGCAAAGUUUAUAUUGUGACUGCUUACAAAA